AUGUCUUACGGCGGUGGUGGUUAUUCGCGCGGCGGUGACGGUGGCUACCGAUCCCGUGGCGGUUAUGACAACAGCAACGGUAACAGCAACGGAUAUGGCGGCGGUGGUGGUUACGGCGGCGGAUACGGUGGUGGCCGUGGCGGUGGUUACGGAGGUGGUGGUUAUGGCGGCGGUGGCGGUGACCGCAUGUCCAACCUCGGCCAAGGUCUUGAGCAGCAAGAAUGGGAUCUGAGCGCCCUCCCGAAGUUCGAGAAGUCUUUCUACAAUGAGCACCCUGAUGUUACCGCCCGCUCUGAGGCGGAGGUUGAGGCUUUCCGCAAGAAGCACCAGAUGGCCGUGCAGGGCCGCAAUGUUCCUCGCCCCGUUGAGACCUUCGAUGAGGCUGGUUUCCCUGGAUACGUUCUGUCUGAGGUGAAGUCGCAGGGCUUCGAGCGCCCCACCGCUAUCCAGUCCCAGGGAUGGCCCAUGGCCCUUAGCGGUCGCGAUGUUGUUGGUAUUGCUGAGACUGGCUCCGGCAAGACCCUGACUUACUGUCUUCCCUCCAUUGUCCACAUCAACGCUCAGCCUCUUCUGGCCCCUGGCGAUGGCCCCAUCGUCCUUAUCUUGGCCCCCACCCGUGAGCUUGCUGUCCAAAUUCAAGCCGAAAUCACCAAGUUCGGAAAGUCUUCCCGCAUCCGCAACACCUGUGUGUACGGUGGUGUCCCCAAGGGUCCCCAGAUCCGUGACCUGUCCCGUGGUGUCGAGGUGUGCAUUGCUACCCCUGGUCGUCUCAUUGAUAUGCUCGAGGCCAAGCGCACCAACCUUCGUCGUGUCACCUACCUUGUUCUUGACGAGGCUGAUCGCAUGCUGGACAUGGGUUUCGAGCCCCAAAUUCGCAAGAUCAUUGGCCAGAUUCGCCCUGACCGUCAGACUUGCAUGUGGUCUGCUACUUGGCCCAAAGAAGUCCGUCAGCUUGCGUCCGACUUUUUGAACGACUACAUCCAGGUGAACAUCGGUUCCAUGGAUCUGUCUGCUAACCACCGCAUUACCCAAAUUGUCGAGGUCAUGAGCGACUUCGAAAAGCGUGACCGAAUGAUCAAGCACAUGGAGAAGAUCAUGGAGGACCGUGCCAACAAGAUCCUCAUUUUCACUGGUACUAAGCGUAUUGCCGAUGAGAUCACUCGUUUCCUGCGCCAGGACGGCUGGCCUGCACUUUCCAUCCACGGUGACAAGCAGCAGAACGAGCGUGACUGGGUUCUGAACGAAUUCAAGCAGGGCAAGAGCCCCAUCAUGGUGGCCACCGAUGACUAUGUCCACCGUAUUGGUCGUACUGGCCGUGCUGGUGCCAAGGGUACCGCCAUUACCUUCUUCACCACUGACAAUGCUAAGCAAGCCCGUGACUUGGUCACUAUCCUGACCGAAGCCAAGCAGCAGAUUGACCCCCGUCUCGCCGAGAUGGUCCGUUACGGCGGUGGCGGCGGUGGUGGUGGUCGCUGGGGUGGUGGUCGCGGCCGCGGUGGCUGGGGAGGUCGCGGACGUGGCGGCGGUGGUUACACUGGCUCCAACGCCGGUGCCCUUGGUGGAAACCGCCGUUGGUAA
Penicillium chermesinum is the source of this 1578-nucleotide messenger RNA. Its product is annotated as DEAD-box ATP-dependent RNA helicase DBP2. Bases 1 to 1578 code for a protein of 525 amino acids. NCBI's taxonomy places the organism in Eukaryota, Fungi, Ascomycota, Eurotiomycetes, Eurotiales, Aspergillaceae. Gene Ontology annotation, cellular component: cytoplasm; ribonucleoprotein complex; nucleus. Gene Ontology annotation, molecular function: RNA binding; RNA helicase activity; ATP binding. The transcript has 6 exons. Gene Ontology annotation, biological process: rRNA processing. The record is from RefSeq and is a predicted model, not a curated record.